AAUGUCAAUACUGUAAUUUAUUAGACAAUUUUUACCCUUUGUGUUUGGGGAGAAGAUUCACUUAGCCACAUGUCUAUGCAUUUUCCCAUUUAUUUUCUGCAUUUAAGUUUAAUUCAUAUACUUAAAACAUUAUGAUUUUUCAAGAAACAUCAAAAAAGAAUCAGUGCAGCAUCAGGCACUGAUCAUUGACAGCAGGAGGCACGACACCAGUUGGUCCCAUUUUGCCAAUGAAGUGUUAACAUCUUUCCCCUCCCACAACCUAUUUAAACAAACAUCUGCCCUUAUCUUGAGUCUUUAGGAACCCCAAUCGCACACAGUCGCGAAUAACUAGCAUCUGUUGAAGAGACGUGAUGGCUUUGGCAGAUCCCGAGUCUGGAAUAUCAAACGGCGCGGAUUCCGCCUCCACGUUUUCUGACAUUAUUGAACUAAAUGUGGGAGGACAAGUGUAUGUGACACGGCACACGACUUUAAUAGCCGUACCGGAUUCUCUCCUGUGGAACAUGUUUAGUAAGAAAACACCAACGGAGCUGGCACGGGACAGCAAAGGUCGCUUCUUUCUGGACAGGGACGGCUUUCUUUUCCGCUACAUUUUAGACUACCUACGGGAUCUAAAUCUAGUUUUGCCUGACUAUUUUCCAGAGAAGAGCAGAUUACAGCGGGAGGCGGAGUUUUUUAAGCUGCGGGAGCUGUCCAAGCUCUUGAGUCCCAAAAUGAGUAAAGACAACUCCAUCACGGAUGAGAUCUGUCAGAGUGACUCGGAGGAGCCGAGCGUGCCUCCGCUCCUGGGACCCGACGCCUCGCGCACGCUGUCCGUCGCCAGCACCGCUCACUCACCUUCCCUGGAGUCCAAAAAGUCGGGCUACAUCACAGUCGGUUACCGGGGCUCAUACACAAUCGGUAGAGACAUACAGACAGACGCCAAAUUCAGGCGGGUCGCGAGAAUCACGGUGUGCGGGAAGACUUCUCUGGCUAAGGAGGUGUUCGGAGACACAUUGAACGAGAGCAGAGACCCGGACAGACCUCCGGAGAGGUACACAUCGCGCUAUUAUCUGAAGUAUAAUUUUCUCGAGCAGGCGUUUGACAAACUGUCAGAGUUUGGUUUCCAUAUGGUCGCGUGCAGCUCCACUGGCACGUGCGCUUACUCCAGCAGUGACCCAAACGAGGACAAAAUCUGGACAAGCUACACAGAGUAUGUUUUCUGUCGAGAAUGAGCCAAAAUGUGUUGCAUUUGAUUGUGUAUAUAGGCAUUCCACUACAAGAGUAAAGUUUCGGCCGUGUUGGAGAGGUGUAUUGGAGUGUUUCACAAAUUUCUAGUUGUGUGCAUCAUAGAAUUGGCUCCGAGACUACUAAGUUACUACAUGCUUUAACGAACUUAGAAUAACGGAAUAGUUAUCAUUGCACUUCCCUUCAUAGCUUCAUGUUUGCAGAUACAGUCUUUUUCAAAUUUGAGGGUCUAUUCGUAAAAAGUGGCAGAUGUGUUUUGUGCUUGCUGUUCUUGUUGCAUGUGUUUAAAAUGAACACAUGCAGUAUUUUUCUUCCCGGGUCAAUGAUUUAACGGACGAUUCCACUUUCAGGAAAAGUCGUUUGCUGACAUACAACAUUCUGGAAAGACCCUGACAUUCAGCUUCCUUUGUGUUCAUCAGACUGGUAGAUCUCAAUGACACUUUUCCUUGAUAAGUUCAGUUGUAUCUUUUCACUGUGAAUAACCUAGUAAAACUGAAAACCUACGUUUAAUUGUUGCCUUCAUUUCUUUAGUAAAAUUAAAGUGGUGCCAAAGUUACCUGCAGUGAUGCAUUGCACUUUUUUGACCAUUUUGAAUUUCAUUACAGAUUAAGAAAACCGAAUGAAGGCUCUUAAAACUCUUAAUAAGAAAUAACAGCUUUGUAAUAGAUAUUACAAAGAUAUUAUUAUUAUUAUUUUUUUAAGUGAGGAUAAGGCUACCUUUUUACAGCAUACUGAAUUUUGCACAUAUUUUGUUUGGGCAAAGAGUGGGAUUUUAUUUUUUUUUUGUCUUAGGUUUACUGUUUCCAUGUCUGAAUUACAACAAAGUUAUUCUCUUUAUUCCAGCAUUGUAAGCAUCUUAUAUCUGUUCAAAAGUUAUUAAUACAAUA
Messenger RNA from Cyprinus carpio (common carp), 2111 nucleotides. Its product is annotated as BTB/POZ domain-containing protein KCTD12-like. Gene Ontology annotation, molecular function: protein binding. The record is from RefSeq and is a predicted model, not a curated record. Gene Ontology annotation, cellular component: postsynaptic membrane; presynaptic membrane. Lineage: Eukaryota; Metazoa; Chordata; Actinopteri; Cypriniformes; Cyprinidae. Gene Ontology annotation, biological process: regulation of G protein-coupled receptor signaling pathway; protein homooligomerization.